UGCUGAUGACACGUCCAGUUUAGUUUAUUUACAAUUUGACCAAAGUAACUUUAGCUGCACUUUAUGGCUGAUUUUCAAGAACAGCUGCGACAAUAUCGCCUUCAGAAAAGAAGGAAGGAAACGGUUGACAACUUCAAGGACAAAUUGCGAAGAUUCUGGAUGUUGGGCACUGGGGCUAACAAAGACACAACAAUAGAGGUACAACAGGUACCAACACCCACUAAAGCUGAAGUUAUAUCGGACAACUCACUGGAUGAGGCUGGUACCUCCAGUGAAAAUGAAAUGCUGCCGGACGAGAAUCCACCGAGGUCCACAGAUCAUCACCACAGGGAAAACAACGUUCUGAAGUACACCCUCUGGACUGUCUAUCUGUUAUUCUGGGUAACUCUCUAUGUAAUAGCCAUAAAGCUGAGCUUCGGAUUGGUUUUCCUGAUGAUCUCUGCACUUUUUGGAAUCUACUUCAAUACCCGGACGGAACCAAAGAAGCGGAACGAGAUGAGCGCCUAUAGUGUUUUUAACAAAAAUUGUGAAAGUAUCGAUGGAACCUUAAAGGCAGAGCAAUUCGAACGGGAAAUUCGAUAUGGAUCAGGCAGUGUACGAUAGGAAUAUGUUUUUUUAAGGAUAAUUAUGUAGACAAUAUAGAAAAAACUAUAAAUUUAUUAUAACCGGCUGUAUAAGAGAUGAAUAUUUAAAGUCUACUUGUUAAGCUACUAACUAAACACAAAAGAUUUUAAGUAGAAAUAUCUUGACUUCUCUUCUAAUUGUUUCUUUCUAAAAGCAUAACAUGUUACCUUAUCUUUUAAAACCCACAACAAAAUUCAUUAUAUAAUAUAAACACAGUCUAGAAUUCUAA
This is a messenger RNA of Drosophila eugracilis, 853 nucleotides long. It is a transcript of the gene Saysd1, whose product is annotated as SAYSvFN domain-containing protein 1. The transcript is spliced from 2 exons. The coding region runs from base 64 to 603 and encodes 179 amino acids. NCBI's taxonomy places the organism in Eukaryota, Metazoa, Arthropoda, Insecta, Diptera, Drosophilidae. The record is from RefSeq and is a predicted model, not a curated record.